Molecule: messenger RNA, 718 nt
Organism: Raphanus sativus (radish)
Lineage: Eukaryota; Viridiplantae; Streptophyta; Magnoliopsida; Brassicales; Brassicaceae
Product: DNA-directed RNA polymerases II, IV and V subunit 11
Exons: 5
Coding region: 106-456 (116 amino acids)
Biological process (GO): transcription by RNA polymerase II
Cellular component (GO): RNA polymerase II, core complex
Molecular function (GO): protein dimerization activity; DNA binding
Source: RefSeq, a predicted model, not a curated record
AAAACGACGCCGUGGCCUUCUUCUUUGCUUAAUUCGUAGUUCGUCAGAAGCUGAAGAACCUCCUGCGACGGCGAAAGAGACCGAAGCAAAAACCUCCGAUCAGCCAUGAAUGCACCGGACCGAUACGAGCGAUUCGUUGUUCCUGAAGGCACCAAAAAGGUUUCUUAUGAGAGGGACACGAAGAUCAUCAACGCUGCUUCCUUCACGAUUGAGAGAGAAGAUCAUACCAUUGGAAACAUCGUCCGCAUGCAACUUCACAGCGACGAGAAUGUUUUGUUUGCUGGGUACCAACUUCCUCAUCCUCUCAAGUACAAAAUCAUAGUCAGGAUUCACACCACAAGCCAGUCAUCCCCGAUGCAAGCGUACAAUCAGGCUAUCAAUGACCUUGACAAGGAGCUUGACUUUCUCAAGAGCCAAUUUGAGGCAGAGGUGGCGAGGUUUUCGAGUCCCUACUAAGGAGCUCAGAGUUCUCCAUCGGCACUUUGGAAUCACAUUUUCCUUACUCUCGGCACCAACCAGAAGACUUAUAAUGAGCUUGUUGCUACUUGCUUUUCUAAAUUAGAAACAAAUUUUCAUGUUAUUUAUUUUAACUCUAUGUUUUGUACACCAUUCCGGCUGCUAAGAAGUACUUUUUGGAAUACCUUGUCUUUUUUUUUUUUUUGAACACCUGGAAUACCUUGUCUUAUAUCCAUCUUAUCUACGAAAACGUUUUAUUGUA